AUGUAUUCAAGGGAUAUUGGCAAAUACGAAUAUGAGAGAAAGAUCGAGACAAGGUUGCAGUUUCGAUGACGAUGGGAGUAUUACGAUACACCGUAAUGUGCAUGGGGUAGCAGCAGCAUAUCAAGACGACGUAGGGUUGUGGACCAAUGGUGAUUUGAAAGGCCACAUGGAUGUGUUCGUUGAUUUAGCCAAAACAUUCGAGAAGGCUGGGCUCACCUUUGCAGCAAAAAAAUGCUUUAUAGCAUAUAAAGAAUUAAACAUAUAUGGGUUUGUCAUUAGUAAAAAGAAGCCUGACAAUGAUAUUCAAAAAAUAAAAGAUGCAAUUAAAGAUAUGGCAAAAGCAAUGAAAGAUCUAACUAAAAGAGAAGGCAUCCCACGGCAAAAUGAACGGAACACCAGACUUCGAU
Molecule: messenger RNA, 407 nt
Organism: Ambispora leptoticha
Lineage: Eukaryota; Fungi; Glomeromycota; Glomeromycetes; Archaeosporales; Ambisporaceae
Source: the annotation of a GenBank genome assembly